Messenger RNA from Trichomonas vaginalis G3, 390 nucleotides. Its product is annotated as protein of unknown function, DUF4108 family. The coding region runs from base 1 to 390 and encodes 129 amino acids. The record is from RefSeq and is a predicted model, not a curated record. The transcript has a single exon. Lineage: Eukaryota; Parabasalia; Trichomonadida; Trichomonadidae.
AUGUCAGGACUUAAAGAAGAACUAGACCCAUUCACAUAUUUGAAUGUUUACUUCUACCAUUUUGAAAAGUCUACAUUUGACAAAGUUUGGAACAUCGAACCAGUUAAGUUUGCUAUUGUGACUAAAAAUGGUGCGAAAUUUGAAGACUUAGACAUAGAAGGUUUGUUAACAGUCAAGGAAAAUUUUGACAGAAGGUUCUCAAACCUUAAAGAAGGCAAAGCAUACAAACUUGUUAUACCUUAUGAACCAAAGAAAGCAGACGACUAUGAAUAUUAUGAGUCUAAGAUAGUUGAAGUUCAAGGUAAAUUAGGUAAAAAGAUUUUAGAGUCUAAGCCGGUGUUUGCUCCUAAAGAGGAAGAGAACAUUGACAUUGACCCAGAAAUGUUCUAA